Xyrauchen texanus (razorback sucker) is the source of this 4883-nucleotide messenger RNA. RefSeq lists its product as uncharacterized. The transcript has 7 exons. The record is from RefSeq and is a predicted model, not a curated record. Bases 3401 to 4621 code for a protein of 406 amino acids. NCBI's taxonomy places the organism in Eukaryota, Metazoa, Chordata, Actinopteri, Cypriniformes, Catostomidae.
ACUUCAUCUCCAGACUCGUCGCUUUCAUGCCUAGUGCAUUCUUCUACCACAUCCUGGAGCGAAUGUCUUGUUUUCAUCAUCCAUUUCACCAUAUUUCAAUCUCCAAAAGUGUCAACAGUUCCAAAACUUUACUUUUCAGCUUUUACUCACAGAUGCAUCAAAACACUUGGUAAUGGCAAGCCAGCUUUAUGCACAGACUUUAUAGAUGCAUUCUUGAAACUUCCCUCUAAAGCCGCAUAUCAAUGUUGUCAGAAUUUCAUUGGCUAUACGAUGAGCCAGUCAUCCACACAUUCUGCUGCAAUUGGCUUGAUCUUUACACAAAGGAAAAGGGGGAGGCACUUACAUUCGACACAGGCUCUGGUUGGCUAUUGAAGGCUAUGGACAGGACAUGGAAGCUCCUAUUGGGUCAAAAGAGGUGUCAAUCAAAAUGUCAGCGUGCAGCAUCAAUUUUGAUACAGGAUAUAGGAAAUGUUUACAUCUGAACUGAAGUUAUGACCGAGAAUAUGUGAAAGAUUAGGCACAGCUGCCGGGUACUUUGAAAUGACACAACAAGAGUCCGUGGGUAUUUAUUGAUGUAAUAAUGUGAUUUGGACUAAAAAUUUUACUUGAUUGGAUCGUUUGGAUGUUUGCCAAUGUAACAAGACUGUUUUUGUCAGGAUGUUAUGGAUCAGCGGACUACUCUGAUGCUUCAUAGGGGAGUUGCCUCAAUUUUGUUAUUGUUUGUUCAGUGGUCUGACAAAGAUGUUUAUUGUCUGCUGUUGUGAUUGUAUCUUAAAAGGGUGUAUAUCAAUAGAAUCACAAGACUUUUAGCUUUCCAACGAUAUGUGGCAUGUGUACCAAUGUACACACGGCAGUUGUGUACAUUGCAUAUUGUGUUUGUAGCAUUCAGAUAUAUUUGCAUUAAAGGCUUUAAAAACGUAUGAAUGAGAUGAAAAAUAAUGUUUAAAAAUCUAACUAUUUAGAAAUACUUAAAAUAUGUUUCUCGUAUUGGUCUACUUUUGGUCAGUUUUACAUUGACACUGUUGUUUUGAAACUCCUGUGUUUUUAUAUACAGUCUAUAUAUAUUUAUAUUUAUGUGUGCGUGUGUGUGUGUGUGUGUGUGUAUUAUACUAUUAUUAAAUAGUAAAACAUUUAUGUCUGUAUAUCUUCACUUUCACGUGUUAUUUUAAUGCUCUUUGAUUAAACCCAUGAGCUCUUAUUUCUCAUGAAGUAAAAGCUUUAAGAUUUCAUUUAAUAAUUUUAUCACUCCAAAGAAAUAUAGUAGGUGUCAGUAAAACUGCAUCAAUGAACCCGCUAAUGCCGAGUUUACACUACACGAUUGUAGGCCACAUUUUCACUCGCCGACAGUUUUGUGGCAAUCGCCAACAAAAGCCGAAAUCAGAGCUCGAUCCCAUGAGCGACGAACGCAAUGAAUGAAUUAUCAAAGACACGAUCUGAGAGAAGCGCCGACUCCUCGCUGAUGUCAGCGAGAUAUCUAGAAUUUUAAAUAUCUGGACCGUCUGCGAUUCCAAAUCGCGCAAUGGGAAAUGUGUUUUGACUGAAUACAACUGCAGCGUUGACCUACAGCCAAUGAGAGAGGAGCUGCCGGUUGACAUCCGCGGUGCGGCUCAGUGGUGCUUCGAGUUCAACUAAUUGAAACACAAAGGUGCCGUUGAUGACAUUUAGCCUAUAUUUUUGCUUAAAAUGAACUUAUUUGGGCAUUAAAUGUGUUUGGACUUUAAAGUGCACAAUAAUCGUGGUUUUCUCAAAUAACCACAGUUAGAUCAAAUAACCGCGAUUAGAAGAUUAUUUAAUAAUCGCGAGUCAUGACAGGUCUAAUAUAGAUAGAUAGAUGGAUAGAUAGAUAGAUAGAUAUGCAUAUAUAGAUACUGUAUACAAAGUUAUUUUAAUCCUGUGGGAAUUGAUAUAAGGGUAAAUAUCACCUAAUCUCCUAAAACAUUUGUUGUGUGUAGCAAUGCAGUAUGAAAACAUCCAACACUCUUAAAAAAAAGGGUUCCUCUGGGUUCUAUAUAGAACCCUGGGGUUCCGUACUUGGCCAAUAGAACCUUUUACCAAAAAAAUGGUUCUAUGUAGAACCCUUGAGAGCAAAGAACCUUUUUAUUAAAAUGGUUAUAAUUCAUGUUUUAUGACUGAAGUGUAAACUAAAGAUUACACAAUAAUUAUAGGCCUACACAACACAUUCACAACACUUUUUGAGUCAAGACCCAUGAAAAUGACUGCUGUAGUCAAAAACAAGAGUCAAAAAAUAUGAAUAUCUAGUCAAUGUAUGAUUUGAGAUUUGCCUUUAAAUAAAAAAUAAAAUGACCAGGUGUUUUCUUUAUUUUGUAUUCCAUAUUGUGAUGGCUUUAAUCAUAGGUUUUAAUCUGUCGAAGGUAACAUUAAAAAAAUAAUUAUCGUAAAAAUGCCCUCUGGUGGCGUAUAUGCGUUGCAUCAUCCUUGAAUUCCUAUUGGUGGAUUGGCGAAGAUGAACCUCCGAGAGACAAGUUGACUGACAGUUUGGCUAAUUUUUCAAACUGAGGAGUCCGCCAUUUCUUCCCGUUUAUACCCUCAGGUAAGUUACGUUUUUACAUUUUUAAAAUAAUUUUAAUGAAAUAUUUAGUAUUGUAGUUAACAGUUAUAUUGGUUAGACUAGCCCUUGUGUUACAUACUGAUACUAGAAGCAAAAAGGAUAAUAUUUACCUCAGACACUGCUGUGUAACGUUAGCAGUGACGGGCUUCAUCAGCCGUCGGUUCACAAAGCCCUGUUAAAUUGUUUUUCCUCCGGUUUUAAAUUAUAUAAGUUACAGUCUCCCUUUAUUUCCUUGUUAAUGUUAAUUAAAUUGUCAGUAACAAUAAGACAGCUGUGUUAUAAGGAGACGAGCUUCGAGACAGAAGCGUGAAUUUUAAUUUCAAAUGCUCGUUGUUCGUUAACGGUACAUUAACGAUAAGCGCCAAUUCAAAUAUAAGCGAACCGGGUGGAAGACGGAGGUGUAUGAUAUGUGAAUGUUUGUCGCAGUUUCACACAUACUCAGGCCUGUGUUAACAGGUGUAACGUUAGAAGUUCUUAAAGGUGCCCUAGAAUUUGAAAUUGAAUUUAUCUUGGCAUAGUUAAAUAACAAGAGUUCAGUACAUGGAUGUGACAUACAGUGAGUCUCAAACACAAUUGUUUUCUCCUUCUUAUUUAAAUCUCGUUUUUGAAAACCCCCCCUGAAAAAUAGGCGAAUCUCCACAUAACACCGACUGUGACGCAACAGUCGGGAUCAUUAAUAUGUAUGCUAACCAAGCUUAAAAUCCUUAUCUUAUCUUAAUUUAUAUUUUUAUUUUUCUUCAAACAGCCUGGAAACUGAAGUGCCUCAAAUAUCUUGUACUCCGUAUGUAUCAUUGUUUUAAAGUUUAAACAGACUGUAUUGUGGCAAGUAAAAUGAAUAUCCUGUAUAAAAGACUUCAACGUUGUAUUCAUGUUUACAGACAAGAACCCUGUGAGAAUGAGGGCUCAUUUGUUGCCCAACCUUGGCCAGCAGUAUACAACCUGCCUGUCUUUCCCCCUGAAUUGCAAGCAGCUUUGCAGAGGAAGGAUCCCGGCUUUAAGAAGAAGGACAAGUCUCACAUCCGUGCAUUACUGAUUCAAGUGUUGUUUGACAGCAUCACUAAGCACACCUGGUACCCAAAUCAUAAAAUAUAUGGAGAUGUUCUGGGGAGUUUGAUCACCCGCUUUCCAUUUUUGAAGGAUGGCAGCUCCUCUGGUUAUGAUACCUUGUUGGAAUGCCUUAAAAACAAAUUAAAAAAAGAAAGGAUUCCCUUGGUUAGCUCAUCAAUCAUCCUGCAAAUGAAGGAGAAGUAUGGGAUCAAAAGGAAGUGUGCUGGACAAACAUAUUCUGAGGGACUUAGUCAACAACAAGAGAUUGUGUUGGACCUGGAAGUAAUGGGUGAGGAGGAGACAAGUUUCCAGGAACACAUUAAUGCCAUCACCCUGGAGUUGCGUAAAAGCAACCCCAGUUACUCUGAGGUCAAGAACCAGAUGAAGCGCACUCUUUUCAAAAGAGUACAGAUUAUGGACAGGCCUGCAGCUGAAGUAAUAGAGCAGUUUCCUUUUCUUGGGGUGCCACAGCUUAUGCUGCAUGAAAUGACAAUGAGGUUUGGAACAGACUUGGCGAAGAACAUGGAAACAUCUCUAAAUGAAAUGGCCCCAAACAUCAUCAGGAGUGCAAAAGAAGAAAGUCAAAAAAACCUCUACGCAAAUCUCAUUGGACCAGCAGAGGAAACCACAGAGGGUCUCGUUAGGAAUGCUGCACUCAUUUUAUUGCCAGCACUAUUUAAAGAAAAUGCCACUUUCCUCUACUGUGUGGAUAGUGAACCCAAAGGUCCUACAUCCACCAUUGUGUUUAACGGCUCUCCUGAUCCCCUCAAGGCUGAAAGUGUCAGCAUUAUAAUGGACAACGUGACCAUUAUAAGAGAGGCAGACAUCGACAUGACACAGGCUGUGGAAUGCCUGUUUGCUGUCUAUUUUCUUUUCAAUGUGCAAUACCCGGUUCACAUUAAGCACACAAUGACUUUUAUUCAAAAAUACAUGCUUAAACUUAGGCAAGAGCAUGUUAAAAGAACACCAAUACCUGUACUAAAAAUGUACAGUCAACUUCUGUAAAUUGUAGUGAUAUUUAAUACAUAUUAAUUGUUCAUGUAUUGUUUUUUAUCUGCAUUGUCAAAUAUCAGAAAAUAUUUUUUUUUUCUUGUACAGUACUUCACUUUUACAUGUAUCUCUGAAAUAUGUACAUACAGUACAUAAACAAUCUUAUUUAUAUUUAUUGCAAAGCGAAAAUGCUUAAAUUAAAUAAUUCACACUAAAUGGUUGAAUGUAAUAAAACAUCUUAAAUGUAAAAAGGUUUUGCUGUCUAAUACAGUAUACA